AGAUUUCUUUCCGUUAAAGCCUUGAAAGGAUACGCGACUGAAGUAGUAAAGCGUGGCAUCUCGCGUGAGCUUAAGGUUCUCCAGCUACUUGCUAGCACGCAGGCACCUACCGCAUGGCCUUCUCGAUGUCUCAACCUACUUGAUCACUUCAUCAUACCCGGAAAAGUGUCCACUGACGGCGAACACUUAUGUAUCGUCACUGGCCUAAUGGGAGGAGAUGUCAAAUCUUUGGUGAAAGGGCCCCCCUACGGGAAACGCCAUCUUCCUCUUCCGUUAGCGAAGCACGUUCUUCGCCAUGUAUUGCAGGGCCUGGUGCAGAUUCACAGUUUGGGUGUUGCACAUACUGAUCUGAAGCCAGACAACAUCAUGUUUGACGUCGAUCCCAGCUUGGACAUCCCAUCUCUGUUGACACGCGAACCCCCUCGCCUUAACGUUCCCGAGCAAACAUGGGAAGGCACCAUGCAAACCGCGGUUUCGCAGCCACUACCGCUUCCCAGCUCUCUCGAUGACCUCCUUACGCGGAAUUUCUAUAUUGCUGACUUUGGGAGCGCCCAAAUCGUAGAACCGGACGACCGGACGACAGACCACAUAACCCCGUGUGCAUUGCGCGCUCCAGAGACAAUCCUGCUUGGUCCAUGGAACCAGCGAGUCGACAUUUGGACCUUUGGUUGUCUCGUGUUUGAACUUAUCACUGGCCAAAACCUUUUUGAAUACGUGCCUUACCCGGAUCGUGGCCUCGACGCUGCUGCAGGACACCUAUGGCAAAUGAUAUGUUUCACGGGUGAGGAUUUUGAACCUAAGCAGCUUUCAUGGAGCCAUCGAGCGACGCAGUAUUUCGAGAAAACCACUUGUUAUCUCAAAGAAAAUCCACCCAAAUUCCGGACCCCUUUCGAACAGUCAUUGAGGAACUACAAAGUCAUCGACGAGGAAAAUGUGCUAGUGACAGCAGCUUUCAUGCGAAGAUGUUUACGUUUGGACCCAGAUGAUAGGCCUUCAGCGGAGCAACUACUCGAUGACCCGUUUUGGGCAGAGAAGAGUGGAUGAACGAAGCACAGUACUAUCAUGUUCGUGGUUGAAGGCAAAGGAAUCUGUUCAUGUCUUACAAAGUUACAUGUUACAAUAUCCGAAAAUAUCAAAUAU
Messenger RNA from Desarmillaria tabescens, 1140 nucleotides. RefSeq names its product kinase-like domain-containing protein. The record is from RefSeq and is a predicted model, not a curated record. Bases 208 to 1044 code for a protein of 278 amino acids. Gene Ontology annotation, cellular component: nucleus; cytoplasm. Gene Ontology annotation, biological process: intracellular signal transduction; protein phosphorylation. Gene Ontology annotation, molecular function: protein serine/threonine kinase activity; ATP binding. NCBI's taxonomy places the organism in Eukaryota, Fungi, Basidiomycota, Agaricomycetes, Agaricales, Physalacriaceae. The transcript has 4 exons.